AUGAAGUUCCAAACCCUGUUCUCACUCGCCACUGUUGGCCUUGCAUUCGCGACCCCAGUUCACAACCUCGAGGCGCGCGAUGACUACACCAACUGUGUCAUCAAUUUGGCGAAAGAGGCAGUCUCCAAUGGGUGUGGGAGCCUUCCUGUGUGCCGGGUGCUGCCGCAUUUUGUACAAUGUAUGCAGAAUGGACUUGAGCAACUUGAUUCCGGCUUUUUUGUUAUCACUGGGUUUCCAACGCUUUUGGUCGGUUGCACCACCGACGCACAGAAAGCUCUGACGGAGAAUGAGUUCCGCGAACUAAGCGACGCACUCUCGCCGCUUGUGGAGGAAAGUGUAGCCCAAUGUUCAGCACAGUGA
Molecule: messenger RNA, 360 nt
Organism: Aspergillus oryzae RIB40
Lineage: Eukaryota; Fungi; Ascomycota; Eurotiomycetes; Eurotiales; Aspergillaceae
Exons: 2
Coding region: 1-360 (119 amino acids)
Source: RefSeq, a predicted model, not a curated record